UCAUGCUGCUGCCAGGUCCAGAGUCUCUCAUGGGUCCCUGUACGGCCUCCCAUUGCUGCUGUCUCCAUCGCCACACUCUGCCAUGUGCCACUUUCAGGUCUCCUCACACACUGCUGGUGUGUUCAAUUUUUUGACAUAGGGUGCUGGCAGAUUACGGGCCUCCCAUAGCUGCUGCCAGGCCCCUAAUCUGCCAUGGGCCCCUAUACCGCCUCCUCAUGCUGCUGCCAGGUCCAGAGUCUCUCAUGGGUCCCUGUACGGCCUCCCAUUGCUGCUGUCUCCAUCGCCACACUCUGCCUGCCAUGUGCCACUUUCAGGUCUCCUCACACUGCUGGUGUGUUGAAUUUUUUG
Staurois parvus is the source of this 348-nucleotide messenger RNA. NCBI's taxonomy places the organism in Eukaryota, Metazoa, Chordata, Amphibia, Anura, Ranidae. The record is from the annotation of a GenBank genome assembly.